CAGAAUUCCACUCUUGCCAUCUGACUUGAAAUGCCACUCACAAAAUGAAGUAAUCGGUAUAUGAACCUACCUUGGACUAAUGACAGAAUGGAUAACGGUGAAGAUUGGAAAAAACGUAUAUACAAGGGAUUGGAAAAACUUUUUGCAACACACGUACUCAAAAUUCGUUUAGCGAAUUUCAAUUCAUCACCCUCUGAAGCCAGAGGCCGCCGUAAAAACAACAUGUUCACCCAAAUGCUCAUGUUUGGAUUAGUGACUGCGGCUAUAAUUGUCAUACCAAUGGGAUUUCAGUUCCUUGCAAUACUUGGAGGCAAAGCUUUACUCCUAGCAAAAAUGGCUUUAUUACUGACUUCGAUUCAGGGAUUGAAGAAAAUAGCAACGAGCAACUACAACUAUGGCCUCUACUCAACGUACGGACCUGGAAAAGGACCAUGGCAUUACGAUAGACAGUGGCACCCAGAUGAAGAAGACAUAACUGUGCAGAAUUACGGAAUUCCUGAGGGAUAUUCGCAGCUUUUGCAUCCUAGGAGAGAAGUAUUCAACGACUUACAGACGUAAAAGUAUCUUUUUCAAGGAUGUUAUAUGACAUGUUAAUUUAUUUUUUCAAUAAAACUGUAUUUGUAUAACAAAGC
Molecule: messenger RNA, 632 nt
Organism: Leptinotarsa decemlineata (Colorado potato beetle)
Lineage: Eukaryota; Metazoa; Arthropoda; Insecta; Coleoptera; Chrysomelidae
Gene: Osi23
Product: DUF1676 domain-containing protein Osi23
Cellular component (GO): membrane
Source: RefSeq, a predicted model, not a curated record